Molecule: messenger RNA, 705 nt
Organism: Trichoderma gamsii
Lineage: Eukaryota; Fungi; Ascomycota; Sordariomycetes; Hypocreales; Hypocreaceae
Exons: 1
Coding region: 1-705 (234 amino acids)
Source: RefSeq, a predicted model, not a curated record
AUGUUCUUCUCUGCUGCUGUCCUUGGCCUUGCCACCGCCGCUGUUGCCGCUCCCGCCAACAUUGUGCCCAACUACCCUCCUCACCAGGAGUCCCAAGGCUUCCGCCUGGUCGUCAACGUCACCGACAAGGCCCUCGACCUCAAGCCCUCCGUCCAGGGCCUGUACGUCAACAGCAUCCACGUCGGCGCUGGCCUCAACGUGGCCGGCGUUGGAGCCAAGGACGUCUCCAACGUCUUCUACCAGAACGGCACCGCCUCUGAGUUCCGCUUCAGCAGCGCCACCACCAUCACCGACGAGGCCACUCCCUUGACUCCCUUCGGCCUCUCCCUGAGCAAGAACACCGACUCCGAGACCCUCUCCUCCGCCUACAUCAACGGCGGCGCUGGCACUCCCGGCGUGCAGAUUUCUCAGUUCCCUGAGGGCUUCCUGUUCCUCGAGCCCGAGACUUUCGUCAUCUGCAACAACCCUCUCCAGUACUACCAGGGCCAGAAGUUCCUCGUCGUCGAGCAGGCCGCCACCACCAUCAGCUCCGACGGCCAGGUCGAGAGGAACCUCCCCGAGGGCUGUGCUCCCGUCCGCCUCCUCCCCGAGUGUGCUCCCCUCGAGCCUCUCCCUGCUGGAUCCUACGCCAGCCACGAGUUUGCCCUCCAGUCUGAGUGCUACGCCGAUGUUGCCUCGAUCAACUGGAGCCUGUACGGCCCAUAA